Messenger RNA from Owenia fusiformis, 405 nucleotides. NCBI's taxonomy places the organism in Eukaryota, Metazoa, Annelida, Polychaeta, Sabellida, Oweniidae. The record is from the annotation of a GenBank genome assembly.
GGGUUCCUUUAAAUACAUUAUCCUCAUGAAUGCAUUUGUCAUCCAAAUGCUCAGUGAACCAACAAAGGCUGUUAGUUAUGAAAAAAGUAUAAUUGCAUCAAUUUUCAAGAUCAUAAGUAAAUGCCAAGAGGAGCUCCCUCCAGAAGAGCGCAACAUUACACUACGGGUCAAGUGUAUUGGUGUUGAGACAGAAGAUGGCAAUGUAGAGAAAUUGACAAAGAAACAGAUGGCGCUGAGGUUUGGAACAAAAAAUACACAAAUUUGUGGAAGUAUGGCAACCAAGGAAUGCCAAGAUGUUGCGCCACCAACAGGGCCACCAAAGACCAAAACAACAUUGACAACAAGAAUAUCAACAACCCCAACAUCCCCCCCUCCAUUACCAACACAACCAUUUCCGGAGAGUGA